CAAUUUUGCUGUAAAUAUAUUGAGAAGGUAUCGAAUAUAUAAGAACAAAAUUUAACUUGCUUUGAUAUAUAAUUAUAAAAGUGUCUACUUACUAAUAAAUUAUAAUAAUAUUAUGUUUACAUUCGACAAAAUUUUGAAAAGAAUUUUAGUAAGGUUAUGAUCGCAAGAAGAUAUUGAAACCAGUGCUCAAUAUGUCUGAACAAAGUACUCAAGAAAAAAGUGAACUCAUAAUUGCAGAAGAUAAAAUAAAUAUAGAUGUAGAAUCGAAUAAUUUGGAAAUAUUAAAACAUAUUGAAACAAAUGAACAUGAACAUAAUGAAGUUAUUGAAAUAAAUAAUAAAAACAAUGAGAAUAAUAAGACAUUAGAAAAUAAAGAUAGAACGAAAAGUAAUCACCGCAUACUUGAAACAGAGAAAAAUGAUUAUGGAUAUUAUGGAGUUGAGAAUUCACGAGAAAAACAGAAUUCACCUUAUACCCGUACUGUUUGGGUAGAAUUAGCAGGUUUUGGUCGAGAGAACAUGGCGCCAAGUGAAGGCAUUCCCUUAGAUUAUGAACCGGAAUCAAGAAAUUCAUUUGUUAAAUUUGUAUUUCUUAUAGUGCUAAUUAUGCUGCUAUGUACAGUUGGAUUCAAUGUGUUUGUUUUGCUUACGGAAGAUGUGAGAAAUCUAUUCGAGUCUCUGGGAUUAAUUCUGCUCCUACCGGCACUUAUAAUAAUGCUAGCGGUAAAUUAUGCGAUGGUAUGUUCUACGUGCGCAAGAGUGACGCCUUGCAACAUCGUUUGUCUUUGUAUGGCGGUAGCAGCCAUGAGCGUAAUUACGGCGUAUUUCACAGUAAAAUACGAAACCCGUUUGGUAUUGUACGCCAUUUUGGCAACUGUGUGUACUGUUAUUGUGUGUAUACUUCUGGCUUGCAGUAAAUUCGACUUCACCAAAUGGAUCCUAUACGUUGCGCUGAUAGGAGUGGCAGUCACUGCCGUCUCCAUGAUGAUAUUGAUCUCGUGGCUGGCAACUGGCACCUAUUACAAGCCACUCCAUAUUGUUAUACUUCUUGUCGGCACGGUUCUCAAUGUUGUGGUACUGGUCAUUGAGUUACAGACUAUACUGGGUGGUCGUGCUGUGGAGCUUAGUGAAAACGAUUACGCAUUGGCAGCUUUCAUGUUGUACACGUCUAUUGUUGACCUCUUCAUUAAAAUGCUACAGCUGGCGGGUCUCUUUGAUACUUGAUUAUGCAUUAUUUUCAUUUUGUUGUGCUUUAUUUUGUUAUAUUAAGUGUUUUUUUUUUUUAUUAUAUUUACAGUUGAAUAUAAAUUGUUUAUUAUAUAUUGACUCGUGUCUUUUAUUUGUUUGGCAAUGACAAGCUGAUGGUUAUAUGGUGGAAAGUGCAUAGCUGCUUGGUGGCUGAACCAUUAACUAUUG
Molecule: messenger RNA, 1415 nt
Organism: Galleria mellonella (greater wax moth)
Lineage: Eukaryota; Metazoa; Arthropoda; Insecta; Lepidoptera; Pyralidae
Exons: 7
Coding region: 192-1223 (343 amino acids)
Biological process (GO): negative regulation of apoptotic signaling pathway
Cellular component (GO): membrane; Golgi apparatus; endoplasmic reticulum
Source: RefSeq, a predicted model, not a curated record